AUGACAGCGGUGUCUUGCAGCGGUGCGGCCGCAGCGGCAGCGGCGGCCGUGCAAUUGGCCGGCUCCUACCCCGUCGUGGCAAAGCCCAUUCCUCGAGGAUUCUUCGAGUCUCCCCUGCAGUCGCUGGUCGCUUGCAGGUCGUCCUAUCUGGCCGGUCUUGGACCCGCCGGGCUCAGUGGCGGCGAACAAUUCGGCCUCGGCCCCGGCCGGAGUCCUCUGCCCGGAGGGGCGGGAGGACCCGGCGGGGGUCCGGCAACCGGAGCCGGAGGUCCCCUGCACCACGGCUUCCCCUUGCCGGCCACCUUCCCGUGGGCUGCCACGGCGAGGGGCAAGCCGAGGCGCGGCAUGAUGCGGCGGGCCGUCUUCUCGGACGCGCAGAGGCAAGGCCUCGAGAAGCGCUUCCAAAUACAGAAGUACAUCAGCAAGCCGGACCGUAAGAAGCUCGCCGAAAAGCUGGGCCUCAAGGACUCCCAGGUGAAGAUCUGGUUCCAGAACAGGCGCAUGAAGUGGCGCAACUCGAAGGAGCGCGAGCUGCUGUCCAGCGGAGGCUCCCGGGAGCAGACCCUGCCGACCAAGAGCAACCCGAACCCGGACCUGAGCGAUGUCACCUGCCCGACCACAGCCGCGGGCUCCACCAACGGUCACGGCGCUCACCCGCACCAACCGGUGACCGCCGCCGCCAGCCUCGCCGAACACCUCAUGCGGGCCUCGCGGGACGAAGACGACGACCAGCGCUCCGUGGACGUGGACAGCGACGAAGACGUCGAGAUCAAGGUCCUCUGAGCGGGAGACAAGCGAUGAGCCCGAGCUGUUCUCCCUCGCCCCCUCCUACGGACAGACCGGACUGAAGGAUGACCCGUGUACAGUGACUUUUUAUGAACUGCCUUGCAACCCCCUUCGUGACGUUGAACGGAUUGCGGGAACCCUUCCCUGGCUCUGAAGCACAGUCAGUGGCAGCGUCGGCAGCACGGUGCCGAGAUGCCCUCCCACACAUCCUCUUUGCGCACCGAAAACGUACGCCGGACUAAAACGGGGCCCACGUGCCGGCGCGUGCCGCAGCUCUCGGAGACCCUUCCGCAGAAUCUCGCAGGUUACGUGAUGUGUGACUCGAAACUGGACUUGGAACUGGCAUGGCGUCCGCUCACGCGGAAUGAAUGCCCGUUGGUGUAGAAAUAACAAACCUUAACCGGUGCCGACAGUGACAUAGCCUCAUGUCUCCUGAAAGAAGGACUCCUGAAAGAAGAGGCGUUACCUUUGAGUCUUAACAUGAACUUUAAACUUUGGAAUGUCCAGUUCGAAUUUUCAGACCACUUUAGCAUUUUAGGUCACCAAUAUACCAACUGGUCUAUAAAUACGGCCACUUGAUUGCUGCUUUGGGGACUGCUAUAGAGAGCAGGCUUGAACUAAAUUACCGACAGUGGUGCAACUGAUGAUGAGCCGAGAUUAAGUCUCCAACCUCUGUGAACAAAGCUGACAACGUGCGUAGAUAUAUCCUUGCUCCAUUUUUCAAGUUUGAGUUGUAACUUCACGUUUAUUGUUUCUAAGAGUACAGUUGCAGGCUCUCACGCGAGUAAACACUAAGCUAGUUCGAUAAUUUUCAGAGUAGACCUCACUGAAUAGAGCAGCUGUUUUGUGCUGCCGUCAUUAGACACAUUAAGGGUCGGCCACAUAAGGACGUUCUCCGUGGCAAUAUUCCGAAAAUUUCCCCGAACAAUGCACUUUUGUUACCUUACGUGCGCCAAUGUCUGUGAAUGCGCAAAGGUAUUGCACUCGUAAAUUGUUUUGACAAUGAGGCGGCUUGACGAUAUCAACGUAUACGAGGGACUCAUCGUAUACCUUAGGUAGCGUAGCGAAGGUUAACAGCCAAUGAACUAUCAAUGAAUAUACAGGUGUCUAUAGUUAAGGAGUCAUUCGUUUACUGUAAAAAUUGGUGCUGACCGAUCAACUAGCCUUGGUUCCCCCGAAAUUAUUCUCAGGCACAAUCCUAUAUAAUCCCUCUAGUCGUAAUAUUCUAAACACCAUUCGCCAUUCAUCGCUAAGCUUCGCAAACAUUUUAUUAAAAAAAUGACAAAAACGUUACGCGUUCACAGCAUCGGAAAACCCGUUGAAACACUCAUUUCUUAAUGCCAUCUAAAGUGGAAUUCAAUAUGCAUCGCAAGAUCAAGCGUGUUCGAAGGCUACCUGUACUCCGCUACGUGAUAUCACUGUCAACCACUACCGCAAGUGUAACAGCAAACACCCAAUGCUCCGCUUAGACCCUCGAACCAUAUUGUGAAUAGGUGCACGUAGAAUGGAGGCUCAAGCGCAAGACGAAGAAAGUACGCGGAUGUGACGCGGGAAAAAAAAAACUCUUGGACUUGACGGACGGUCCAGAAAACGUGAUCCCAGUGACAAAUGUGAGGUGCUUCUGUAAAGCCAGGUUCCUCUCUUGUUGAGAGAUUGCAUCCGCACGACCUGUACAAUAAACCCGUGAAGUU
This is a messenger RNA of Rhipicephalus microplus (southern cattle tick), 2477 nucleotides long. RefSeq lists its product as uncharacterized. Gene Ontology annotation, biological process: regulation of transcription by RNA polymerase II. The record is from RefSeq and is a predicted model, not a curated record. Gene Ontology annotation, molecular function: DNA-binding transcription factor activity, RNA polymerase II-specific; DNA binding. NCBI's taxonomy places the organism in Eukaryota, Metazoa, Arthropoda, Arachnida, Ixodida, Ixodidae.